Messenger RNA from Nerophis lumbriciformis (worm pipefish), 1002 nucleotides. NCBI's taxonomy places the organism in Eukaryota, Metazoa, Chordata, Actinopteri, Syngnathiformes, Syngnathidae. The record is from RefSeq and is a predicted model, not a curated record.
AUGAGCUUUGGCAAGACGGUGGGCGGAGGGGGCGACGCCAGCAGAUGUCCCAGCUACACGGUACCGUGCGACAACUACGUCCACGCGGUGGAGUUCAGUCCCUUCGCUUCCGGCACGCCCGCCUCUCUGCUGGCCUACAGCUGCAACCAGUACGUGGUGGUGGCCACCUGCCUAUUCCAGGAGGAGGACAUGAACGUGGAGGGAGUGGAGUUCAACGUUGUCCGUGCGUUUCUUCACGAACUGCCAGUGGAUGCGCUCGCCUGGAGCCCAGAGUCCCAUCUGGACCGGAUUCCCAUGAUCAGAGUUUGCACGGCGGCCCCCGACGGUAAAAUUAGACUGUUGACGUCGGACCUUCAGGAUCGACUCGAGGUCAAGGAGAUGGAGGGCCACGGCGGCUACGUUAAUCAUUUGGUGUUCGAGCCCAGCGAAGGGAAGCAAAUCGCUUCCGUUGGAGAUGACCACACAUGCAGGGUGUGGGACCUGGACGGCAAUGAAAGCGCCACGUUCCGACUCUGUUCUCCUGGCAUCAGCGUGUGCUGGCACCCGGAGGAAAUCUUCCAGCUGAUGGUGGCGGAGAAGAAGGGCACUGUCCGUUUCUACGAUUUAGUGAGCCAGCAGGCCAUCCUGUCGCUGGACUGCGGUCAGUCGCCGCUAAGCGCCGCCGACUGGUGCCUGGCCAACACCGUCAAAGUGGGCGCGGUGGCGGGCGGCGACUGGAUCAUCUGGGACAUCACCCGCUCCAGCUACCCGCAAGAAAAAAGGCCGGCGCACAGAGAUAAAGCCCAGCAGUUCAAGUGGUCCCGAGUCCAAGAAAAUCUUUUCGCCACCACCGGAUGUCUCGGGAAGGUCAACAGUCAGCUUUUGAUCCACCAUCUUGGCCACCCGCAACCCGUGACGGUGGGCUCGGUGACGGUGGGUUCGGGCCUGAGCUGGCACCGCACGCUCCCGCUGUGCGUGAUGGGAGGCGACCGAAAACUUUGCUUCUGGAUGACGGAGAUGUAG